AGAAAGGAAAGGAAGAAAGUGAGCCAUGAAAAGUCCUGAAGCGUUUAUAUUUUUUUCAAGUGGGCUAGAGAAGCGGCAGGCAGGCAGGCAGCAGCCACAACAGGAAUACAACAGCGGCAGCGACUCGAUUUGCCCUAGCCGUCGGCCGCCGUCUACCACCACCACCAAGGUCGUGAUGGAUACUCAGCUUCUGAGCUUUAACCAGACCAACCUUUCUAUUAAACCCUUGCAGACCCCACCUUUUCGCUUCGCCGGCGUUCACAAUUUUAAUUAUCCUCGAUCUCUUUCCUUUGCCAAAGGAUUGAGUUUCAACAGAAUAAGGUGUGCAAUGAAGUCUUAUAAGUUAUCAGAACUUAGUCGUGCCGAGGUAGAAAGCCUCCAGGCUCGUCCCAGGAUAGAUUUCUCUUCUACAUUCGGAAUGGUGAAUCCGAUAAUUGAUGCUGUUCGUGGAAGAGGCGAUGCUGCAGUCAAAGAGUCGGUGCUACUUUCAUUCUUUAGCUCAUUUGUUUCAUAUGGUUUUGUUUGGUUGAUGAUUUUGUUUUAGAUAAUGAUGCAUGUACACUCUGCACCUCACACUCAGUUACACACUUCAAUUUCUGUUAUUUUACCGUUAAUUACACUUAAU
Molecule: messenger RNA, 625 nt
Organism: Rubroshorea leprosula
Lineage: Eukaryota; Viridiplantae; Streptophyta; Magnoliopsida; Malvales; Dipterocarpaceae
Source: the annotation of a GenBank genome assembly